AUGUCUUCUGCUUUUAUCGAUGUAAGCACUCACAAUCUUUUGAAUUCAAGCAACACCAUCAAUGAAGAAGAAGAAGAGCAACAAGAUCAACAGCAACACUUGGGCCAAGAUUUGGCAUCUGACUUGAGAAAUUGCAGCAUUUCAUCCGCUGGUAGUAUUGACAUUGAUGGUCAGCCCGUCAGUUCUGAUAUUCUUGUUGCUCUCCUGGACAGACCCAGCGAAAUGAGAGGUUUGGCUGUUUGCAACGCUCAAUUCUAUGAAGCUCUUGAGCACUAUAUUACAGAAACCCAAGGUAAAGAUGCCUGGCAGCGCUUUCAAGAUGUUGUGUAUAAACCUCGUGAUAAGCUGCCUGACCGCCCGUGGAUGAAUCAAAUCAGUCAAUUCUUGGCUUACAAUCCUGUGUUUCUGACCAAAUUCAAGGAAAGCGUUGGCUAUGAAGACGAUGAAGUAUCAGUCUCUACACUAGAUUACACAACCAGUACAUUACCGACAUCAUUUGUACCACCACGCAAACUGACUUCCUCUCAAAGCACUGGUUCAAUCAACACAAUAGGCAGCAACCAUAACGGCGGAGGCGGAGGCGGACGCCGUAGAAGCCGAAGACUAUCAAGCAUGAGUCUAGGGGCUGCUCCGGAUUACAAUGACCAAGAUAGCAUUUUUUUUGAAGAUGCACCAAAGGUCACUGAAGAGAUGUUUGCCACUGAGGAUCAGUUCUAUCAUCAAUACCAACAACAAAAACGCGCCCGCUGGUGGUUUCAAUGGCGGAAGAAGACUCGAAGCUCAGGAAUCAGGCCAAAGAGCGAUCAUCUAGGGGACUUGCUGGAUAGCGAGGAUGACGAGCAAGAAGAGGGCCUAGAUACAAACCAUCUGAGAAACACAAAUGACAGAAUCAAAGACAUUGGAGCAGGCUCUUCAACCCCAACAGGCAGGGGUCGUAGCUCGCGCAAUUACUGUGAUAUGGAUUUGAUCAAGCUGCGAGAAGACCCUGAUUUCCAAACAAGAUUACCGCAGACUCAUGCUAGUUACUUUCGCAAAGCACAGCACUUGCUGUCCAUCGCACCAUCCUCGCGUCGCCUCACAGCUACCGUAAGACGCAACUCUAUCCUGGAAGAUGCUAUGCCACCUAGUCCAGUGACUGAAUUGGAUGAACCUCGCUUUCAGACCUGCUCCGAGAUGGAUGAAGAGGAUGAGGAUGGCAACAAUCUGGCUCGACUCAUUUGCACUACUCGCAGACAGCAGCCUGAUGACAUUGCUUGGUUAAACAGCGUCAUGGAGGCUCUGGCUGGAUGGCCUGAAUUGGUUGAUCGUUUGCAUGACAUUGUACAGGAAUCCCUGGAGGAUAAUAGCAAGUGA
Messenger RNA from Mucor velutinosus, 1353 nucleotides. RefSeq lists its product as uncharacterized. NCBI's taxonomy places the organism in Eukaryota, Fungi, Mucoromycota, Mucoromycetes, Mucorales, Mucoraceae. Bases 1 to 1353 code for a protein of 450 amino acids. The transcript is spliced from 2 exons. The record is from RefSeq and is a predicted model, not a curated record.